Messenger RNA from Caenorhabditis briggsae, 969 nucleotides. NCBI's taxonomy places the organism in Eukaryota, Metazoa, Nematoda, Chromadorea, Rhabditida, Rhabditidae. Gene Ontology annotation, molecular function: RNA polymerase II cis-regulatory region sequence-specific DNA binding; DNA-binding transcription factor activity, RNA polymerase II-specific. The transcript has 2 exons. The record is from RefSeq and is a predicted model, not a curated record. Gene Ontology annotation, biological process: regulation of DNA-templated transcription; anatomical structure morphogenesis; cell differentiation. The coding region runs from base 1 to 969 and encodes 322 amino acids.
AUGCGUCACAUGUCAAAUGAUCGAGCGAAUACACCUGACCAACACUCCGAAUCCCAAGAACCGCCUCAAAAAACCAAAAAACAACCACUUCUCGCAUUUGGAUUGUGGCGUGCGGAUAAUCAAGAGAGAUACGAGAGAAUUUAUCCGAAUAGACUUCCAUUUGAAAUUGUGACAAAAAUGAAAAAUGAGUGGAGACAUCAAACGUCAGCUAAGAUAAAAGAAUCAUAUUAUGCCAAGGAGCAAGAAUUGAGAAGACAAAGAGAAAAUGGGUCUUUGCAAGCGGAGCAACAUAGAAUUGAGGUCUCUCGACGGGAAGCCGAGGUUGUUCAACGAGUAUUUGGGACGGCUCAACGAGAAGUGGAAAGUCCAAAACGAGAUGAAUAUGUGAAACGCCCGCUGAAUCCUUUUAUGAUUUUCUGCAAAAAUCGAAGAGCCGAGUUGGCGAUCAGUGAGCCGGGACUUCAUUGUUCGGAAAUUUGUAAGCGGUUGGGUGCAGAAUGGGCGAAUAUGUCAGCGGAUAAGAAGAAGCCGUUCUAUGAUGAAGCUGGGAAAUUGAAGCAGCAAGUUAAUGAGGAAUUCCAUCUGCAUCCAAACUACAAAUUUCAUCCUCGUAAAAGAACGGCUACUCAAAUGUCGGAAGGCACGUCUUCUUCCUUUGGGCUCCCCGAUUCUCAACUAUCAUCUCCAAUGCGACAACGCUCCUUCAACAUGACAUCACAACCCUCCACGUCUUCUUACGCAUCUUCCAACUUCCAUCCACCCACUCCAAUGCCUCGGGACCACUCAAAUAUGGUUCCACAGCCAAUUUCAGCCCCUAGAGCUCCCUCGACCAUUCCAACUAAUAAUGCUCCACGAGCACAACAGGAUAUAAGUAUUUCUCCACGCAUCGAGUAUCCCAGAACCAGUGGAAGACCAAUUCGAAGAGGUCAGGAGAAUUAUGGAGUCAGAGAUUUGCCAGUUUGGUUUUAA